Molecule: messenger RNA, 3783 nt
Organism: Hemibagrus wyckioides
Lineage: Eukaryota; Metazoa; Chordata; Actinopteri; Siluriformes; Bagridae
Gene: ripor1
Product: RHO family interacting cell polarization regulator 1
Exons: 22
Coding region: 419-3634 (1071 amino acids)
Source: RefSeq, a predicted model, not a curated record
UGCCAGUGUGCUGCCACAGAGAACACAGCCAUGUGCUCGCGCACAGUUUUCGCUUGUCUGGUUGUUUUGGUGAAAUCAGGACUUUGAUAUGCGACAAUUUUCAUAUCGCUAGUACUUCUCUAUUUUUCUUUUCUUUUCUCCGUGUGAGGAUUUAGAGAAUGUGGCGUUGUUGAUGGACGCUUUUCCGCUCUCCUCGCUUUGUCCACACCCCUCACACACAGAUAAAGACGCUCUGCACACAAAGUGCCACUGACGACUCCUACAUGCUUUACUGCACUGGAUAUAACGUUUGAAUUGAACUCCAUUGGGAUUUUUUUCGCUCGGAUUUCUUUUUAAUCACCUGUUUUGGAUUAAACCUUCACGUCGAUGGUACCGACUCAGACGGCAGACAUGGAGCCCCUCCAGAUCAGUGUCCACCAUGUCCCUGUCUGCGCGGCCAACGCGCCGAGUCCUUGCCAGGUCCAUCACUAGGAGCCAGUCCUUUGCCGGAGUCAACUCCCACGACAAGCUCUACAGGAGCCUCUCUGUGUUCCGCACCCCAGCGUGUUCAAGAAAGUCUCCCUCUAGAGGAAGCAGGAUGUUCACCCUCUCUGCCAAGUCACCUCCUCCAAAGGUGCCCCAGCCCGAAAGGUUGGAUGAGGUGUAUGAAGCUCUGAAAAGAGGACUUCAAUCUUACCUGCAGGUCCAUCAGAUGGAGCUGGACAGUCUGAACCGUCAGAUGAAGGAAUCUAAGAGGAACUCACGUCUGGGAUUUCUUUAUGAACUGGACAAGCAAGUCAAGGUGAUUGAGAGGUUCAUGAGACGACUGGAGUUCCACCUCAGUAAGAUUGACGAGCUGUAUGAAGCGUACUGUAUGCAGCGAAGACUGAGGGAUGGAGCCAAUAAGAUGGUAAAGGCGUACACGGCUUCACCAGGUAGCCGAGAAGCUAGAGAGAGUCUGUCAGAGGCCAACAAAGGCUUCAAAGAAUACACAGAGAACAUGUGCAUGCUGGAGAACGAGAUAGAAAACCAGCUCGGAGAGUUCCACAUCAAAAUGAAAGGUCUGGCUGGCUUUGCGCGCCUCUGUGCUGGAGACCAGUAUGAGAUCUUUAUGAGAUAUGGCCGACAGCGCUGGAAGUUGCGGGGUCGGAUUGAGAUCAACGGAAAGCAAGUGUGGGACAGUGAGGAGAUGGUCUUCCUCCCACUUAUCACUGAGUUCCUUUCAAUAAAGGUGACGGAGCUGAAGAGUCUGGCCAAUCAUGUGGUGGUGGGAAAUGUCUCAUGUGAGACCAAAGACCUGUUUGCUGCCCUACCACAGACCGUAGCUGUGGACAUCAAUGACCUGGGAACCAUCAAAUUGAGCCUUGAAGUUACAUGGAAUCCAUUCGACAAAGAUGACCAGGCCUCCACAGCCAGCACAGUGAGCAAGGCUCCUACAGUGAAUAAACGGUUCUCUACCUACAGUCCCCCAGAUACGCCAUCUCUUCGAGAACAGGCAUUCUAUAACAUGUUGAGGCGGCAGGAGGACUUGGAGAAUGGUACGGCAUGGUCGAACUCCUCCGAAUCCUCCGAUGAUUCAUCGAGCCCUCAGCUCUCCCAGGGUCUUCGUCAUGCUCAAAAGAAUCUGGUGCAGCCUGAGGUGCAGACCUCCGCUCCUGCGAUUGACAUCUCCUUCACCCCCCGCCAAUCAUCCACCUCUACGCCCACUCGGCUGGCCAAUCAGAAAGAGGAAGAUGAAGAAGAGGAGGAGGAGCAAGACGAGGAACUCAGAGCAACUACAGUCGCGGUCACCCCGGAGCCUGGUGGGACACCAACUGUGCCCAAUGGCCAUGCCCGUUACUCGCGCUCAUUGAGCCAUAUCAGUGAGAGCAGUGUGGAUGGCGCCUUGAACGAGAAGCCUGCAGGGGAAUCAUUGGAACCCGGUGUAGUCGUUGACAUGCCGACAGCUGAGCCAUGUUCAAUCAACCCCGAGCCACAAGCUGACCACUGCACUGUUGAUCUAAUCACACUUUCAUCAUCCAGCUCGGACACCACAGCCCCUAUAGCAACGGAGGGCUCUGAUUCCUCUUCUAAAUGUGAAGAGCCUACAACACAUCCAGAAUCUGAUUCCUGCACCAAUAGUGAAGAGGACUCAACCUGCAUCUCUGUUAAUACUGAGACCUCAGUGCAGCAAAAUAAUGCUCCAAUCCCCAGAACUGACUCUAUUAAAAAGACCCAGGACAUACAGGACCUACCCAAGACACACACUGUGUCUGAACAGGAAAAGAUGCCUGGGACUGAAGUAGAUUCUUGGCCAGGAGAUGAAGGAAAGAUGGAAGAUACUGAAGCAAAAGACAGCGGUCUGAAUAAGGCCCUCAGUGCUCUUCUUUCGUCUCUUGAUGACUACAGGGGUCAGUUUCCAGAGUUGCAGGUGCUGGAGCAAGAGCUCCGCCAGUUGGAGGAGGCUCUUACUGGCCGAAGUCGAAGUCGAGCCUCCAGUGUGAGCUUGACGGUGGAAACUGCUCUUGAGAGCUUCAGUUUUCUGAACACAUCAGAUUUGGAUGACGAGGAAGACUGCGACACACAGAGUGUGACAGACAGCUCUCAGCCAGUAGCAGGUGACAGUGCGGUAGUGGAUGAGGGUUGUGCACAGAAUUGUUGGGACGCUCCCUCUGUUCCUCUCAGCACUGGCCACCAAGAUCUAGAUCAGACUCUACUCAUUCAUCUACAGAACUGCUCCACCCAGCUGCUGAGGUUGGGUACAUUUGGGCCGCUGCGCUGUGGGGAGAUGUACGCUCUGGAUCGGCUGCUCCGGGAGGCUCGGGUAAUGGAGCUCAUUCGUCUAGCUGUCCAGGAUACAGUGAGGAGUGACAACCAACCUGAGGAAGUCGUUCCACAAUUAGAGCAGUGCCAGGGGGCUGUGUUGCUAUGGAGGCGCUGUACGACUGGCUGUGGUGUGUUCAGCAGCUCCACUGAGGCCUUCCUCCAGACGCUGAAAAACACUUACACAGGCCGAAUACCAGAAAGAGGAGCCAACCUUCCAGACACAGUAUUUACUCAUCUAGUGGAAAGGAUUUUGGAGAAAAAGCUGCCCAGACGAUGUGGAAAUGCAGCGAAAGAGACAAUUUUCACAAUUUUCCAGUUCUGGAGCUACCUAGAGGCUGAGGGUGUGAGUGAACUGGAGACACAUGUAACCGAGCUGGCUGAGGAGGUCUGGCUGGUGCAGUGUCUGCAGUCUGGUGAUCAAGAUGUGCUGCUGAAAGCCCUAAAAAAGCCCCCAGAGUGCAGUUUGAAGCGUGAGGGCCUGCGUGCCAUCAGCGCACUGCUCAGGGAUUCACGGGGGAAGGUGUGCAGCAGCGCCAGUGCUCUGUUACGCAGCCUCGCCGAGCAGCCACGCCACAGAGAGAGGGCGCUUGUGAGUUGUCUGGAGCUGCUGGAGGAUGAAAGUGUUGAGACCCGUGUGUGUGGAUGUAAAGCACUUGCAUGUCUAAAGGCCAAAGAGAGCAUUGAGCAGCUGGUGUACCUGUGCCGCACAGACAAGGAGGAUGUAAGAGAUGCCGCCAAGCAAGCUCUGCUGGUGCUGGGUGAGGAGGGGAAAAUGGCCCAUCGACAUGUUGAACAGGAUGGAGUCUCUCGACUUUUUGCACCUGGCAGCAUGGCCAGCACUGCAUUUUAAGGACCACCAACCUGUAGAAACUAUAGACCAAUGUCUCCUGUGUACUCAGACUUGUAUUCAUGCCAGUGAAGGACUCAUGAUCAAACAUGGAUCACACUGUUGAAGUGCAAAUAAAGACCCAAUCAGCUUUUUUUUUUUUUUUUUUUUUU